Messenger RNA from Clupea harengus (Atlantic herring), 835 nucleotides. RefSeq lists its product as uncharacterized. NCBI's taxonomy places the organism in Eukaryota, Metazoa, Chordata, Actinopteri, Clupeiformes, Clupeidae. The record is from RefSeq and is a predicted model, not a curated record.
CAAAAACAAAAAUAAUAAUAAUAAUAAUGAAGAUGGCGAACGGAAAGGAAAGCUCCAAGAUGUUGGUGUGGACAGACGAGGAGGUGGCACUGCUGUUGCGGCUCACCCUGGAAUACAAAUCGAGUAAGCUAAAGGUGGAUGUCGACUGGGAGUCCUGCAAGUCGAAGUACGAAGACAUAACGGACCUGUUUGAGGCGCAAUACCCGAAGGACUUGACGGAGAAGGAUUUCCCUCACGAUGUGAAAACUAUAUCAAAAGGACAGGUCACUUCCAAGAUAAAAAACAUACGUAAAAGCUAUAGGAAUGCGGUGGACGAUGGCCGUCGAAGUGGCCAUGGGCGGGUGGUGCUGAUAUAUUUUGAGCUAUGUGAGCAGAUUUGGGGUGGCUCGCCUGCUACGCACUCUAUCGACGUCUUCCUCGAAGCGGGUGGCCUGGAGGACCUCGAAGACUACUCGCCGCAGUCCUCUCCAGAGUCAGAAGAUAAUCUUCCUCCUGUGGUUGUAAAGCAGCGCACAGAUUUGCUCCAUGCAAAGCUGAACAACCACAGAGGGGACCACAAGAGGAAGGUGCUGGCUACCCCCCUAGAGGAAGAGGAUCUACAAAUAAAGAGGCGGAUGUUGGCGUUAAUGGAGGAGAAUUCCAGACGCAACUCUGACAUCAUGACUCAGAUCAACACAAACAUUGCGAACAUUACCAGUACUGUACAGGACGGCUUCUCCCUGAUGAGAGAGAUAUUACUCCAGCCCAACUCAAGUAGCUUACAGGGACGGUAUGCAAACACACCUGUGAACAAAGAUGACAUGUAUUAAAUGUCAUAUUAAAGGUUUUCAUUUAA